Acanthisitta chloris (rifleman) is the source of this 2634-nucleotide messenger RNA. It is a transcript of the gene NDST1, whose product is annotated as N-deacetylase/N-sulfotransferase (heparan glucosaminyl) 1. The record is from RefSeq and is a predicted model, not a curated record. NCBI's taxonomy places the organism in Eukaryota, Metazoa, Chordata, Aves, Passeriformes, Acanthisittidae. The coding region runs from base 1 to 2634 and encodes 877 amino acids. Gene Ontology annotation, cellular component: Golgi apparatus. Gene Ontology annotation, molecular function: heparan sulfate N-sulfotransferase activity; deacetylase activity. The transcript is spliced from 14 exons.
AUGACUGUGUUGGCCAGGGCACGGCGCGGUAUCUGGCAGCUCUCUCCGCAGGUGGUGUUGCUCCUGCUCUUUGCCUUCUGCCUGCUCAGUGUUUUUGUCUCUGCGUAUUAUUUAUAUGGGUGGAAAAGGGGCUUGGAGCCCUCAGGGGACGUGGCGGGGCUGGACUGCGAUGAGCCCAAGGUUGCCCCUUCCCGCUUGCUGCCACUGAAGACCCUCAAGGUGGCUGACUCUUCCCGCACGGACCCCUUGGUGCUGGUCUUUGUGGAGAGCCUCUACUCCCAGCUGGGCCAGGAGAUUGUGGCCAUUUUGGAGUCGAGUCGCUUCAAAUACAGGACAGAGAUUGCCCCGGGGAAGGGGGACAUGCCCACGCUGACUGACAAGGACCGGGGACGCUUUGCACUCAUCAUCUAUGAGAACAUCCUCAAGUAUGUCAACCUGGAUGCCUGGAAUCGGGAGCUGCUGGACAAGUACUGUGUGGAGUAUGGUGUGGGCAUCAUCGGCUUCUUCAAGGCCAACGAGAACAGCCUGCUGAGUGCCCAGCUGAAGGGCUUCCCACUCUUCCUCCACUCCAACCUGGCGCUGAAGGACUGCAGCAUCAACCCCAAGUCGCCUCUGCUCUACAUCACACGCCCCAGCGAGGUGGAGAAGGGUGUGCUCCCUGGGGAGGACUGGACUGUCUUCCAGUCCAACCACUCCACCUACGAGCCAGUCCUCCUGGCCAAGACCAAAUCGGCUGAGUCCAUCCCGCACAUGAGUGUGGAUGCCGCGCUGCACACCACCGUGAUGCAGGACCUGGGCCUCCACGACGGCAUCCAGAGGGUGCUGUUUGGCAACAACCUCAACUUCUGGCUGCACAAACUGGUCUUUGUGGACUCUGUCUCCUUCCUGACGGGCAAGAGGCUGUCCCUGCCCCUCGACCGGUACAUCCUGGUGGAUAUCGAUGACAUCUUUGUGGGCAAAGAGGGCACACGCAUGAAGGUGGAAGAUGUCAAGGCACUGUUCGACACGCAGAAUGAGCUGCGCAAUCACAUCCCAAACUUCACCUUCAACCUGGGAUACUCAGGGAAAUUCUUCCAUACAGGUACCGAUGCUGAGGAUGAAGGCGAUGACCUGCUACUGUCCUAUGUGAAGGAGUUCUGGUGGUUCCCCCACAUGUGGAGCCACAUGCAACCUCACCUCUUCCACAACCAGUCGGUUCUUGCCGAGCAGAUGACCUUAAACAAGAAAUUCGCUGUCGAGCAUGGCAUCCCCACUGACAUGGGGUACGCUGUGGCCCCUCACCACUCGGGCGUGUACCCUGUCCAUGUGCAAUUGUAUGAAGCUUGGAAGCAGGUUUGGUCAAUCAAAGUGACAAGCACAGAGGAGUACCCACACCUGAAACCUGCUCGCUAUCGUCGCGGCUUCAUCCACAGUGGCAUCAUGGUACUCCCUCGGCAAACCUGUGGUCUCUUCACGCACACCAUCUUCUACAACGAAUACCCUGGUGGCUCCAGUGAGCUGGACAAAAUCAUCAAUGGGGGUGAACUGUUCCUGACUGUGCUCCUCAACCCUAUCAGCAUCUUCAUGACCCAUCUGUCCAACUAUGGCAACGACCGCCUGGGCCUGUACACCUUCAAGCACCUGGUCCGCUUCCUCAACUCCUGGACCAAUUUGAAACUGCAGACAUUGCCACCUGUGCAGCUGGCACAAAAAUACUUCCAGAUUUUUUCCGAGGAGAAGGACCCACUGUGGCAGGAUCCCUGUGAAGACAAACGGCACAAAGACAUUUGGUCCAAAGAAAAGACCUGUGACCGAUUCCCAAAGCUUCUCAUUAUUGGGCCUCAAAAAACAGGAACGACUGCCCUUUAUCUCUUCUUGGGGAUGCACCCGGACCUGAGCAGCAACUACCCAAGCUCAGAGACCUUUGAGGAGAUACAGUUCUUCAAUGGACACAACUAUCACAAGGGCAUCGACUGGUACAUGGAGUUCUUCCCCAUCCCCUCCAACACCACCUCCGACUUCUACUUUGAGAAAAGUGCCAACUACUUUGACUCUGAAGUAGCUCCACGGCGAGCUGCAGCCCUGCUGUCCAAGGCCAAAGUCAUCACCAUCCUCAUCAACCCUGCGGAUCGAGCCUACUCCUGGUAUCAGCACCAACGAGCUCACGAUGACCCAGUUGCCCUAAAAUACACCUUCCACGAGGUGAUCACAGCAGGACCCGAGGCUGCUCCGAAGCUCCGGACCCUGCAGAACCGCUGCCUGGUGCCAGGCUGGUAUGCCACCCACAUCGAGCGCUGGCUGAACAGCUACCAUGCCAACCAGAUCCUGGUGCUGGAUGGCAAGCUGCUCCGAACGGAACCUGCCAAAGUGAUGGAGACAGUCCAGAAAUUCCUCGGCGUGACCAACUUCAUCGAUUAUCACAAGACCCUGGCGUUUGAUCCAAAGAAAGGAUUCUGGUGUCAGCUUCUGGAUGGAGGGAAAACAAAAUGCUUGGGAAAGAGCAAAGGGAGGAAGUACCCCGAGAUGGAUUCAGAUUCACGCGCCUUCCUGCGGGACUAUUACAGGGACCAUAACAUAGAGCUCUCCAAGCUCCUGUACAAAAUGGGGCAGACUCUGCCCACCUGGCUGCGGGAGGAACUGCAGAGCACCAGGUAG